AUGACACAGCAUUUGAAAAAUGUCCGGGGGCAACUACAAGAGAGAGAUGGACAACUAACAGAAAAAGAUCGCCAACUAAGAGAGAGAGAUGAACAACUGAGGGAGAUGGGAAAUCAGUUGACAGAUAUCAGGAGGCAGCUACAAGAGAGAGAUGGACAACUAACAGAAAAAGAUCGCCAAUUAAGAGAGAGAGAUGAACAACUGAGGGAGAUGGGAAAUCAGUUGACAGAUAUCAGGAGGCAGCUACAAGAGAGGGAUGGACAACUAACAGAAAAAGAUCGCCAACUAAGAGAAAGAGAUGAACAACUGAGGGAGAUGGGAAAUCAGUUGACAGAUAUCAGGAGGCAGCUACAAGAGAGGGAUGGACAACUAACAGAAAAAGAUCGCCAACUAAGAGAGAGAGAUGAAGAACUGACGGAGAAGACACAGCAGUUGACAGAUACUGAAGGGCAACUACAGGAGAAAGAUAAACAACUGAGGGAGAAGACACAGCAGUUGGCAAAUACCCAAGGGCAAUUACAAGAGAAAGAUGGAGAACUGAAGGAGAAGACGCAGCAGUUAGCAAAUACUCAAGGGCAAUUACAAGAGAAAGAUGAAGAACUGAAGGAGAAGACACAACACUUAAAAAAUGCGGAAGAACAACUACAAGAGAAGGAUGACGAGGUUUCUUCCUUAGAGAGCCGGCUGGAGGAAAAAGAACAGCAGGUAGACGAACUGGAAGAUUCUCUUUCAGCAACUUCACAGGCGUUAAAUAAACUUUCGCGCCAACAAUUACCUGACUGGGUCAUUCCACGUUAUCAGAUUCAACUGACAGAGAAGUGCCUUGGUAGGGGUGGCUGGGGAAUUGUAGUUAAAGGCAAAUAUUGUGGGUGCACUGUUGCCGUGAAACAAAUCUAUGACGAUCUUUUGAAAUCUUCCUCAUAUUAUCGGGAGUUGUUCGAGAGAGAAAUGAAUAUUGCCUCUAGAUGUCGCCAUCCUUGUUUGCUUCAGUUUAUUGGAGCAACAAACGAUGAAGGAACUCCUUUGUUUGUCACAGAGCUCAUGGAAACAAUUUUACGAGCACUGUCAGAGCAGCGAUCUCUUUCUCCUACUGAAGUGUCUGUCAUCUCUUUAGACGUGGCUCAAGCAUUAAACUAUCUUCACCUGAAGAAGCCAUCCCCCAUCAUUCACCGCGACAUCAGCAGUGCCAAUGUGUUACUGUGGCGAGAAGCUGACCAAUGGCGAGGCAAAGUGUCGGAUUAUGGCACGGCUAAUUUCAAGCGAGACAUUAUGACGGCUUGUCCUGGUUCUAGGAUAUACAGUGCUCCUGAGGCACUUACUGAGAAUCAAACUGCCAAGGUAUGUGUACAUUUGUAUAUUUGAGUUAUAUUUCUGAAUUGUUUAUUUGUGUUUACAGUAAACAGUCUGGUGAAGUAUUUUAAUUAUAAGAAGUUAAAUCAGUUUGUCGACUGGGCGGGAUAAAAAUUGUCUGUUCUUUGAAUGCGAUUAAACCCUUUUCCUGGGUAACCGCUCGUGUGCUUUAGGUAUAGUCUAUAGUCUUAAGGGAACUCGUGGUAAGACAUGCCAGAAACAAGGUUAAUGAGAAAAAGUGAACUUCGACUUCUUGAGAAGAGUCGAGCCUAAAUCUUCUGCUUUUAGAAUGCCCCACUGUAGAGCUAGACUAGAUUUCUCUAUGGGUCAGCAACGAGGCACCAUUCCUACGUGGCGAACUAGAUUAGACAUAAAUAGUCUCAAAGUAGCAAGAACACUUAUAUCAAACUUAAACCUUUUUGCAACCAUUGAUAAUGAACUAAGGUGUACUAUAAAUUUUUUUUUAAAACUGUAAUUUUGUUUUCGAGCAUAGGUUGAUGUGUACAGUUUCGGAGUUCUCCUCUGUGAGAUUUGCACCCGGAAACUACCAGAUCCUGACAGACGCGACGAGCAAGUUGCCAUGGUGAAAAAUCGAACACUGCGAGCUCUCAUCCGGAGAUGUCUGAAACGCGCUCCUGGAGCGAGACCCAGCAUGGAAGACAUCAUCGGUGAACUAGAACAAUCAAUGUUAGAUUAGUUUUGACAAGAUCUGCUCUUUCAUUCACACUUGCGAUCGAAAAAGAAAGUAGCACGCAAACCUAUAAUGGCUUAUUUAAAAGGCUUUUUCCAAAAUAAUACCUAAUCUAAUUUUUCAGUUGGUUCAGUGUUUAGUUUUUAGGAAGUGUGCGGGCUUUUUAGUAUGCAUACGUGUCUGAUCGCUACGACCAUCUUCCGUCAGUUUUUUAGGUUGAGUCACCGUUAGUUCUUUCCCGAAGGUGAUUCAGGUAAAAAAAAGGAAGAGGUAUUUUAUGACUAGAAUAUUUUUUCGAGUAUUCAGCGGCUCCCAAUGGUAAAAUUUAGUCACAGUCUUCAUACGGUUUUAACUUUUGUUGUGUGUGAAAUUUAAAAUCCAAGUAAAAUUUGGCAUUUGAAAGUUGUUUAAAAAGCAUUUGAAGUGCUAUUAAAAAAAUAUAUUCCUUCCAUUAGCGUUUACACGGCUUUUAAAUUUAAUAAUACAGGUUUGCAACAAAGUGCCUCAGCAAUGAGACUUUGAUAUGAUCGAUUAGCAGCUUUUUUGUAAAGUGCAUUCUCUGUAUAAACUCUAGACUAGGUAGAAAAUGCAGUUGUAGACUACACACUAGGUAUGAAUUGUAGCCUGAUGAAGUAAAAAAGGGCAAUCGCACAAUGAUAUGAUAUAUCAGGGAUGAUAAUUAACAUCCUGCUGAUUAGCCAGUAGACUUAAUUGAGAUUAUUUAGCUGGUGUUUCUGUGUUUUGAUUGGGAUUGAUUCUUUCCUUUUCGAACGUCGUUAGAAGUUAUAAAGAGACCUGAGACUAUUGUGUGAUUUACAGGUAACCUCAGUGUUUAGAUCAUAUGUUACGCUAUUAUGUACAUAUGAAUCCGGCAUAGAUAAAUUGUCUAUAAAUAGCAAAGACAGCAAUAACUUGAUAGUACAGUUAUAUUCCUCAGUCGAAAGUGAAACAUUUUUAAGUGCACACUGCAAAGACUGUUUGCAGUGCGAUCAAGAUAGAAAUGAAAUGAAGUAGGAUGCC
This is a messenger RNA of Pocillopora meandrina, 3061 nucleotides long. The record is from the annotation of a GenBank genome assembly. Lineage: Eukaryota; Metazoa; Cnidaria; Anthozoa; Scleractinia; Pocilloporidae.